GGCAAAAGCUCUUCGAGAACCUCGACUUUUCUGUACAACCUCCCUCUCACACUCGAAUCCCACCCCAUCUUCUUCCUCUUCCUAGUCUUCCCAUACCCCCAAAUAAUCCCUUCAAGAACGAACGGUCUUUGUUUUUCGACCUCCUUGAAGAGCAAUUAUCAAGUGCAAAAGCACCAACUUUUACUAGUCUCAUUCACAUACCACCUUCACAAUCAGCACAAUGGCCCAGCUUCCUGUCGCUCUCUACGGGCUCGAGGUCCCUGCCGGCGAGAUCCUCAUCCCCGCCAACCCCGACUUCCCUGCCACUUUCCGCAUCACCAUGGCCGCCAUUGAUCCCUCUGAGGCUCCCGAGGCCGAUGCUGACGGCAACAUUCCUGCUGUCCCCCGUUCUACCCUUCGCCUCGUCAAGCAGCGCUUCGGUGACGACCUCGAGGCCGGCGAGGAUGAGGAGAUCGAUGAGGACUACCUCCAGUCUCUCAUUGACGCCAACGGCGACGACGACGAGUCGUCCGAUGACGAUGAUGAGCCCAACGGAGGCCCCAGCGACCCCUCCAAGUCCAAGAAGCAGAAGCAGGCUGAGGCCCUUAAGAAGCUGAUCGAGGCCGUCGGCGAGGAGGAGUCUGACGAGGAGAUGGAUGAUGCCAAGCCCAACGGAAAGUCCAGCAAGAAGGGCAAGGGCAAGGCCUCUGACGAUGAUGAGGAGGAUGACGAGGAGAGCGAUGACGACGAGGAGGGCCUUGACCUUGAGAACUUUGUCAUCUGCACUCUCGACACCGAGCGCAACUACCAGCAGCCCCUUGACAUCACCGUCCAGGAGGGUGAGAAGGUCUUCUUCGUCGUUUCUGGUACCCACACCGUCCACCUCACUGGUAACUACGUUAUCGACGAUGAGGAGGAAGAGGGAUCCGACGAGGAUGAGGACGACGACGAGUACGACCUGUCCCCCGAUGAGCUCGAGUACGGCAUGCCCGAUGAGGACAGCGACGACCUUGACGACACCGAGGACCCGCGUGUCAUGGAGGUCGACACCGACGAGGAGGAGGCCCCCAAGCUGGUCGAGACUAGCAAGAAGGGCAAGAAGCGCGCUGCCGAGAGCCUCGACGACCUGAUCAAGGCCGACGACGAGACCAAGACCUCCAAGAAGGACAAGAAGAAGCUCAAGAACAACAAGGGUGAGGCCGUCGCCGCCGAGGAGAAGACCACCCCCAAGUCCGACAAGAAGGUUCAGUUCGCCAAGAACCUCGAGCAGGGCCCUACCGGCUCCGCUGAGAAGGCCAAGCAGGCUGGCAAGCCCGCUGGUGGCGUCAAGGUCGUUCAGGGAGUCACCAUUGACGACCGCAAGCCCGGUACCGGCCGCGCUGUCAAGAACGGUGACAGCGUCAGUGUCCGCUACAUUGGCAAGCUCGACGACGGCAAGGUCUUCGAUGCCAACAAGAAGGGCAAGCCUUUCACCUUCAAGGCUGGCAAGGGCCAGGUCAUCAAGGGCUGGGACAUUGGUGUCAUCGGCAUGGCCAUCGGUGGUGAGCGUCGUCUUACCAUCCCCGCCAACCUCGCCUACGGCAACAAGAGCCUGCCCGGCAUCCCUGCCAAGAGCACCCUGACCUUCGACGUUAAGCUCCUUGAGAUCAAGUAAACAGGUCGCUUCCUCACUAGCAAGACCCCCUUUUGGCGGCGAGACGCCGAUUCAGGAUGCUUCUCACUGUAUUCUACCCUAUUUUGCCCGGUGAGCACGCCAUGGAAAGAUGGCAAGCCCCUGCUGGGCCCCGGCGUUCCAGACGCCAACCUUCCCUCGUAAUGAUGUGUGACGGCGAUGGGAUUCGCUGAGUCGCGAUAUAUGCGCCGUUGCCGCAAUGGAUAGUCUCCGACCUGUGGCUAUCUGCGAAGAUCCGCAGUCCCCUCGUGGGGUGCGGGAAGCAGAAUGUGUUUGAUGGGAUGACGAGGCGAGGACUUACACUGCAUUAGUUGGCGUAUCACAAAAAGAGUUUUCUGUUGAUGUAGGAAAUUUCUCUCACCGGACAUGGAUGGUUUUCUUCCGGUCGGUCUGUACUUAGCUCCGGUUUCCUUUACGAAAAACAAAGUCUCCUUACUUCUUACCAUGAAUAUCCCGGCGAGCCUUCCUCUUAG
Colletotrichum scovillei is the source of this 2124-nucleotide messenger RNA. RefSeq names its product FKBP-type peptidyl-prolyl cis-trans isomerase. Gene Ontology annotation, molecular function: macrolide binding; peptidyl-prolyl cis-trans isomerase activity. The record is from RefSeq and is a predicted model, not a curated record. NCBI's taxonomy places the organism in Eukaryota, Fungi, Ascomycota, Sordariomycetes, Glomerellales, Glomerellaceae. The transcript has 4 exons. Bases 221 to 1633 code for a protein of 470 amino acids. Gene Ontology annotation, cellular component: chromatin; nucleolus.